Molecule: messenger RNA, 6489 nt
Organism: Sardina pilchardus (European sardine)
Lineage: Eukaryota; Metazoa; Chordata; Actinopteri; Clupeiformes; Clupeidae
Gene: rad54l2
Product: RAD54 like 2
Exons: 22
Coding region: 183-4724 (1513 amino acids)
Cellular component (GO): nucleus
Molecular function (GO): ATP hydrolysis activity; ATP-dependent chromatin remodeler activity; ATP binding
Source: RefSeq, a predicted model, not a curated record
UUUCAAACAGCUUGCGUCGACUGGCUGGUGAUUUUUGGCAGAACAUUUCCCUUUACUAUUACACAGUGUAUUGUUUCCUACGGAUAGUCCUGCUUUUCCUCUCAGAGACUGCUAACACGGUGCUAUGCAGGUUAACCAUGGGACGAUGCACAGGUAAUGCUCUGUGAGCUCCGCACGACGCCAUGUCUGAAGAGGCAAUCUCAGGCAGCGACCUGGAGCCUGGCCUCAACAGCGAAGAGGAAGAUAUGGAGGAGGAAGAAGAAGAAGAGGAGGAGGAGGAUGAGGAGGAAGAGGAGAAGGGUAUGAACGAGGAUGUGGAAGAUGAUGAGAAUGAUGGGGACGACGAGGAAGAUUCAGCUGUGGAGCGGCCUGGCAGUGCCAAAGUUGAAGAUGACCACGCUGGGCCAAGGGAUGCCCUGGACACCCCUCCACCUACCUCACCCCACAGGGCCGCCUCCCCCUCCAGCGCUGCCGGUCAGUCUCCGUCUCGGCCGUCCUCCGGGGCGGCGUCCCAGCCCUCGUCGCGGUCCACGUCGCGGCCCUCCUCCCCCCAGAACUCCCGCCCCCCCUCGGCCGCCGGCUCCCAGCCCCCCUCCAGCCCAGAGAGCCGCUCAGGCACGCCGGCGCCCGGGGGCACCAACAAGAGAUCUUCCAAGCCCGUGCACAUGAGACGCAACAUCAGGAAGCUGCUGAAGGAGCACCAGCUGGAGGCCGUGACGCAGGCCGCCCAGCAGGAGGAGCUAGAGAGGCGGCGGCGCCUGGAGCAGCAGAGGAAGGACUUCCCCAUGGCACCAGCACCCGCCGAGCCCCCCGCCAAUGACAGUGUGUCUCAGAGCAGUGAGGCCCCAAGACCAGCGUCUGCCGCCAGAGGGGAGGUCAUCUGCCUGGACAGCAGUGGGGACGAGGGCGACGUGCCACCCCCGCCUCCGUCUCUGCCCCUCCCCCUCCUCCUCCUCCCCAAGCCCAGAGAUGACGUGAUCGAGCUGAGCUCCGGCGACGACGACGCCCUGCAGAUCAGCAGCGACUCGGACGACGAGGACAAGGACGAGACGCCGGGCGCGGACGAGAGCAGCGGCGCCCACGUGAACGACGCGCUCAACCAGCCCGACGCCCAGGGACGCGUGCUCGUCAACAUGAACCACCCGCCCGAGGAGGACGACCUCUACCUGGCACCACAGCUGGCCCGCGCCGUCAAACCCCACCAGAUUGGUGGGAUCCGGUUCCUGUACGAUAACCUGGUGGAGUCUAUGGAGCGCUACAAGGGCAGCAGUGGCUUCGGCUGCAUCCUGGCGCACAGCAUGGGCCUGGGCAAGACCCUGCAGGUCAUCUCCUUCAUCGACAUCCUGCUGCGCCACACCGGAGCCCACACCGUGCUCGCCAUCGUGCCUGUGAACACACUACAGAACUGGCUGGCGGAGUUCAACCUCUGGCUUCCCACUCCAGAGAGCCUGACCCCUGACAAUGACGAAAGCUACAUCGCCCCGCGCCCCUUCCGAGUACACAUCCUCAACGACGAGCACAAGACCACGGUUGCUCGGGCGAAGGUGGUGGAGGAGUGGAGCAGUGGCGGAGGCGUGCUGCUCAUGGGCUACGAGAUGUACCGGCUGCUGUCCCUCAAGAAGAGCUUCGUCACGGGACGCAAGAGGAAGUCCAAGAAGCCCACCGGGCCCGUCAUCAUCGACCUGGACGAAGAGGACCGGCAGCAGGAGCUGCUCAAAGGCAUUGAGAAGGCCCUGUCCCGGCCGGGUCCCGACGUGGUGAUCUGCGACGAGGGCCACCGCAUCAAGAACUGCCACGCCAGCACGUCGCAGGCGCUGAAGAACAUCCGCUCGCGGCGCCGCGUGGUUCUGACGGGCUACCCGCUGCAGAACAACCUGACGGAGUACUGGUGCAUGGUGGACUUUGUGCGGCCCGACUUCCUGGGCACGCGGCAGGAGUUCAGCAACAUGUUCGAGCGGCCCAUUCUGAACGGGCAGUGCAUGGACAGCACGCCGCAAGACGUCCGGCUCAUGCGCUACCGCAGCCACGUGCUGCACAGCCUGCUGGAGGGCUUCGUGCAGAGACGAGGCCAUGACGUGCUGCGGACCCAGCUGCCGGAUAAGGAGGAGCAUGUGAUCCUGGUGCGCCUGGGCCCCCUGCAGAGGGCGCUCUACACAGAGUUCAUGAGGCGUUUCAGGGACGCGGGCAACAGCGGUUGGCUGGGCCUCAACCCCCUAAAGGCCUUCUGCGUCUGCUGCAAGAUAUGGAACCAUCCAGAUGUUUUGUACGAAGCUCUACAGAAGGAGAACCUUGCUAAUGAGCAGGACCUGGACUUGGAUGACCUCACUUCCCCUGGUAAUGCCCGCUGUGCAGCCCCUGGCAUGAAGGGCAAGUCCGGGGACUCUGGCCAAGGCAAAGGGAACCUGCCCGUACUGGGUGUGAACCCUAUACAGGAGAGAGCCAAUCAGGUCAUCACCUAUGAAUGGGCUAAGGACAUCAUGACCCAUUACCAGCCAGGGAUUCUGGAAAACUCUGCCAAGAUGGUGCUGCUCUUCCACAUGAUUGAUGAGAGUGUCAGCAGAGGAGACAAGAUCUUGGUCUUCAGUCAGAGCCUGUCUACACUCACUGUCAUUGAGGACUUCCUGUCUAAGAGACCGAUGCCAGAAUCCAGAAUUCGACCUGAGAGUUCCACUCAGACCUGGGUGCGCAAUGUCAACUAUUACCGACUGGAUGGAAGCACUUCCACUUCAGAGAGGGAGAGACUCAUCAACCAGUUCAACGACCCAACAAACGACAUGGCUUGGGUUUUCCUCCUCUCCACCAGAGCGGGCUGUCUUGGAGUGAACCUAAUUGGGGCGAACCGCGUGGUGGUCUUCGACGCUUCCUGGAACCCCUGCCACGACGCACAGGCUGUGUGCCGAGUGUAUCGCUACGGGCAACACAAGGCCUGUCACAUCUACCGUCUGGUGUGCGACUUCACCCUGGAGAAGAAGAUCUACGACCGGCAGGUCUCCAAGCAGGGCAUGUCCGACCGUGUAGUGGACGACCUGAACCCCGUGCUCAACUUCACCCGGCGUGAGGUGGAGUCUCUGCUCCAUUUUGUGGAGGAGGAGCCUGAUCCCUCCCAGGGCAUUCUGCAGCGCGAGGAGGAUAUGGAGACAGUUAUCAGAGACACCUGCCAACGCUUCCCACAAUACAUCACCAAGCCCCCCUUCCAGCACGAGUCCCUGCUGAUGGACCGGAAGGACUCGAAGCUGACCAAGGCGGAGAAGCGCGCGGCCAAGAAGAGCUACGAGGACGAGAAGCGAGCGACCGUGGCCUCCUACUCACGACCCUCCUACGCACACUACUACCCAACCAGCGGCCAGACCCUCAGCAACGACCCCGCCUUCAGCCAGCACAACUGGCGUCCUGGGAUUCGCUCGGAUGAGAAGCCGGUGGCGAGUGUGCGGCCAGUUCAGUCCACGCCGAUUCCCAUGAUGCCUCGGCAGGUCUCGCUGGGCAUCGCCGGCUCCAGCUCCGGCGUCAACUUCCCCGUCAACUACCUGCAGAAGGCCGGCGUGUACGUGCAACGCAUCAUCACCACCACCGACAUUGUGAUCCCGGGGGCCAACAGCACUACCGACGUGCAGGCCAGAAUUGGCGCUGGAGAGAGCAUUCACAUCAUCAAAGGCUCCAAAGGUACCUACAUCAGGACCAGUGAUGGUCGCAUCUUCGCCAUCCGCUCCUCGGGGAAGAGCAGGAUCUCAGAGGACGUCUCCAGCACGUCCAGAGCUUCCCAGGGUGCCUCGCUGCUGUCGGUGAGGAAUGGCGGAACGUCGUUGUCCCCGGAGAGAAAGCAGCCUUCCCCGUCUCCCCCGGACAGCCCCGAGAUCCUGCGCGAGCUCCAUCGCUACGAGGAGACCGUCGCCAUGGGAGGGGACCUGUCCCCCGCAGACAGGGGGGAGACGUCCGGUGACGUCCAGCAGCAGCAGCAGCAGCAGCAGCACGGGCACACAGCAGACGCCUACAGCCGGCCGACGCUGGCCCUGGACGAAGGAGACUUGCGCGGCAAGAGGAAGUGGUUCCAAAGACAGCACGGGGGCAAGCGCUCCCUGGGGGCGUCCGAGUUCCCCAGCUUCCCCCUGGGUGGCGGCGGUGGCGGCGGCGGCGGUGGUGGCAGCUCCAUGAGCUUCCCCUCCAUCAACCCGCAGCUGCUGGGGGCGCUGGGCCACAUGAGCCACCCUCUGCUGGGGGGCGGCGCGGGGAACAGGGCUCAGUUCGGAGACGCUCUGGGCGACCUGCACUCCAUGUUCCCCCCGGUGCCCUCGUCAUCCUCAGGGCCUGACGCCGUGGGCCUGGGCGCCACGGGAAACGGACCUCUGCCCAGCUCCUCGGCCUUGGCCUCCACCUCGGCCGCCUCCUCCUCCUCCUCCUCUUCCUCCUCCUCCUCCUCGUCCGCCCUGCCGUCCACCUCUCUGCCCCCCUUCCUGCUCAACCCCAGCAUGGCCAGCAUGCUGUCCGGCAGCUUCCCGCUGCCCUACAGUCCGUCGCUCUUCCCCAGCUCCAGCUCGCUCAUGCCCACCGCCAGCUCCUCUUCCUCCUCGUCCUCCGCCGCCCCCGGCUUCCUGUCCCACUACCCCUCGCCCACCUCCACCCUCCUGGGCGCCGCCCUGGCCAGGCAGGACCCCCCGCACCCUGGCAUGGGCGCCGAGAACGGGGGCAGCAGCUCGGACGACGAUGUCAUUGAAGUGAUGGGUCAGUGAAUCCAAUCCAGUAGAUAUAAUUGGACACACACACACACACAUGCACACACACACAUGCAGUAUAUAUACCCAACUGGGGACCAGCAAGACAAGGAACAGUGAAAUGCACACAGACUCCUUCAUCCAAAUGCUGACCGAUGGCGUCAGUAUAAAUGCUGACCAAUGGCGUCAGUGUAUGCUGGGGGCAGCACUUUAAGGGUUGAAGAAAUUCUACGCGCUCCAAGGGACCAGUUGCUAACCCACUAAGGGUUUCUUUUUCCACGUAACGUAACCCUUUCUUCCAGCUCCUUCCGGUUCUGGUCCUCCACGGACUUUGAAAAAAAUGCGCUGCCCCCGGCGACCACCUGCUACGGUGGCCCACCAAGCCCAUAUCCGUGUUUCUGAACCCUUAUUCUCCAACAUGAGUUUAGCAACAUGAGUCGUUGAUGGGUAGGUACUGUAGCAUUGCCUGCUGACGUGGAGAAUAGGGUAUGACAUCCAUUAUGUUUUUAUUCAUAUUUUGGAGUAAGUAAAACGUGAGUAAGCGGUAUAAGACUCAUGUGCGAUCAUGGUGGGUCAAGUAUGUAAAAAUUACUUGUUUAAAAAAAAUGCUUAAUCAAAGAAUGUACUUUCAUGUUAGCCUUUAUUGACAUUUUGGUUAGGGAUUCAUGUCCUGAUAACAUCUUUUGGUUUAAGCAUCAGCCUUAACUGGGACGCUGUGUUCUGAUUUUGUAGUCUACAGUUGUGUAGCAGCGAAUUCUGUCCCCCUUAAACUUAACGGACAUCACCAUGAAUGUCUAGACUGUUAUUAUUUCUUUGUACGGUUUGUUUUCAGGUGUUGAAGAUAUUGUGGGAAAUUGUUUUCCAGUCAAGUAAUGAUGCACUUCAUGCAAUCGUUAGGAAACAUGCAGCUCCCCAACUUAGCACCCGUCAUUAAGAGUCUACCAGUUAAGUGAUUUCUCUUGUUACAUCAAUUCCCUCUCAUAGGCUGCUUUCCAUAGAAUAUACUCAGUAAUUCAGUACAAAUCAUUACAUUGACAUUCAAAACAUUUCUUUUCUACGUAUUGAUGCUAUUCAUUUUUAACACAUGACCAGUGACAGCAUGUUUUUGGGUUGUCUCUGGGCAUGAAAAUACCCGAGUUAUUUAUUUAAAAAUGUGGAAAGUUAAUUCAUUUGUAUUUUUUAUUAUUUUUGUACGUUAUAGUCAGAUUUUGUUAAAGGUCCCUCUUUGUCUUAACAAGUUCAAGAGGUAUCAGAUGGUAAUACAUGCCCAGUUCAAGAACAGGAUUGUGACACAUGGCACAAAAUCCUCUAACAACAAGGAGCUCCAUGACCAUUCAGAAACCCAACUACACUAGAAUGACAGCACUGAUGGUUGAUAUAGUUUGUACGGAGUCGGUCCAUUCCAAACGGAAAUAGAUUUGGUUAACUCUGAAAGCCUCAUCACGUUUUCUGAGCUACGCACUGUGUUUCGAGUGUGUGCAGUGAGCCACAUUGUGACGCUGCCCGAGCUGUAUUGUGUGACCGUAUACUGGGCACUAGUGUGAGUGUGAGUGUGCUCCUCUGUGGAAGCGAGUCUAAGACCAGCUAUCUGUGAGUGUGCUCCUCUGUGGAAGCGAGUCUAAGACCAGCUAUCUGUGAGUUGCCUCCUUUCGCCGAGCCACAGAGGAGGAGGGAGUGAAGGGAAGAGCCCGGGGGGAGUCAUGAGUCAUGCCUCACUUGUUACUGCAAAGAGGAGAUAUCCAAAACAAUGUUUUAACAAUAAAUCCUACUCUGCUGUAUUCGA